Messenger RNA from Folsomia candida, 1582 nucleotides. RefSeq names its product max-like protein X (gene bigmax). Gene Ontology annotation, molecular function: RNA polymerase II cis-regulatory region sequence-specific DNA binding; protein dimerization activity; DNA-binding transcription factor activity, RNA polymerase II-specific. NCBI's taxonomy places the organism in Eukaryota, Metazoa, Arthropoda, Collembola, Entomobryomorpha, Isotomidae. The transcript has 9 exons. The coding region runs from base 403 to 1158 and encodes 251 amino acids. Gene Ontology annotation, biological process: regulation of transcription by RNA polymerase II. The record is from RefSeq and is a predicted model, not a curated record. Gene Ontology annotation, cellular component: nucleus.
AACCAAUACAUUUACAUUACAAUAGUAGUGAAGAAUUGUUGCGAAUUCAAGUUCAAGGUCAUUCUCAAAAUGUGCUACAACAACCUCAGCUGGAGAGUGGUUUUUUCUUAACUUUACUUUUACUUUACUGCCAAAACGAAGAUCUGUAAAUGCGAGGGAAUAAAAGGCUAUUCUAGUCGCAUGAAGCAAGGGUUUUGUUUGAUAAUCGUUGACACGUGAAUUGUGAUUUAAAGGUGACGUAGGUUUCAUUAUCAAUUAUUAUCAAUUGGUGAAUACUAUUUAUCCUUGUGGAGCAAGGAACAUAUGAAGUGUGCAGCAUGUUACAAUUCAAGAAUACUUUACAUUAAAAACCAAACUACAUUAUUUUGACAAUCAAGUUGAUUGAAUCAACAACAAGAAACAAUGGCGGAACGGAAAUCGAGAGAAAAUGUUCAAGCUACCUUGUACCGCAGUAAUUCUGCAGACGUGAAGGACGACACUUUCAAGCUGGAGCCCAUCAGCCCUUCCGAGAAGGAGCAGUUUGCCUUCUCGAGAUGUAGCAGUACUGGAUCCAUCAACACCUUGUCGUCCUCAGCUCAUAAUACGGACGACGAAGACACCGACGGAGGCAACUCAAGUAUGAGCUACAAAGAAAGACGUCGAGAAGCGCACACACAAGCUGAACAGAAACGACGAGACGCAAUCAAGAAAGGAUAUGAUUCUUUGCAAGAAUUGGUGCCCAUGUGUCAGCAGAACGACUCAUUAAGUGGAUAUAAAUUAAGCAAAGCUACAAUACUGCAAAAGUCGAUUGAUUACAUACAAUAUUUGCUUCAACAAAAGAAGAAACAAGAAGAAGAACUGACUGCCCUGAGGAAAGAAGUAGUUGCACUGCAAAUCAUGAAAGUAAACUACGAACAGAUUGUGAAAGCACAUCAAAAUCAGCCAGGAAAUGCUGCACUACAAGUUUCUGAUGAAAUAAAAUUCAAAGUGUUCCAAGCCAUUAUGGAUUCAUUGUUUGUGUCCUUCAAUUGUGGAAUGAGCACAGCCAAUUUCACCGAACUUUCAGCUUGUGUUUUCAGUUGGCUGGAAGAGCAUUGCAAGCCUCAGAUUUUAAGGGAUAUGGUCCUAGGAAUUCUUCAACAUUUGAAAAAUCAAGUUCCGGGCUCCGGGCAUUUGUAGUUAACUGUGUACCCACUUCCCAAUGGUGCUGUUUUUUUGUAAAAAAAUGUUUUCAUCAGCAUUCAGCAGAAAUGUAGAGCGAAAUUAUAAUUUACAUGUAUAAGAUGCAUUGUUAUUUUCUUUAUAUACCAGUAUACGUUACGUUUGGGUUUUUUGCUUGCGUGUUUUAUGACGCUUUAUGAACAAAUGUGUUCUUAGGUGUAUGAUAUUAUUGUUGUUCACGUGAAAAUUUACUAAAACCCGACAAAUCUAAUUAUAUAUAUCUGUGUAAGAAAAUGUAGUUCAUGGUUAACAAAUGUUCAAAUUUUUUCGUAUAUUUUUGUGAAUGACUUGUAAUGAAAUGAAAUUUGUAUCAUAUGUAUGUGAAUUAUUCUACAAUGAUUUCGCCAAAUCAAAGAAUAAUAGACCUUGCUGCCAAAACAAA